Messenger RNA from Phascolarctos cinereus (koala), 5670 nucleotides. The record is from RefSeq and is a predicted model, not a curated record. NCBI's taxonomy places the organism in Eukaryota, Metazoa, Chordata, Mammalia, Diprotodontia, Phascolarctidae.
UAGCGGUGUGGAGACGGAGGUGGACCAGGGUCUAAGGGAGACAUUGGUGUUUGCAGUGCGAGGAGUGCUGCAUUGCAAGUCAAGAGGAUCUGGAUACCUCAAAGAAAACUGAAAGGCACAGACGAUGGGAGAUGCGGCAAAACCUUGUUUUUUCAAGCGAAAUAAGGAACGUGGAAUUAUAGAAGAUGAUUUCAGGAGGGCUUCUCCACAACCAGACUAUUUAAUAAUGGAUGAUUCUGGUAAUGGACAUGGCAGUAAAACAGAAAAAGGCCUUCCCCCCAAAAAAGGAACACCAGGGAGCUAUGGGAACAGCCCCAGGAAAGGACACGCUAUUUCAAGCAGUCCAAAUGUACCUAAAAACAUGGGUCACGGUCAAGGAGCAAGAACAAAUGACAGCCACAAAGAUAAUAUUAAGAGAUGGCUAUCUGAUGAAUUGAACGAAACAGAUAACUGGUUAGAUUUCAAAACUGGCUCUAGGAUUCCUGUUAUAAAUCGACCAAGAAAAGAUGCAUUUCAGGAAGGUGAAGAUGGCCAUAGGUGGCAAGAUGGAAGAGGAUGCAGAAGUGUAAGAUGGCAACUUCAAAAAGACCUAACAAACAUAGAAAUUUCAGAAAUGCAAACAGGAGGCUCUGAAAACAAGAAGCCAAAGAAACCCAGAAAAUCGAGGAGAACUAGAAAAGAAGAACAUGAUGAAGAGGAAGAUAUGGAUGGCCCUGUUAUAGAUGAGUCAGUGCUGUCAGUGAAAGAACUACUGGGCUUACGACAGGCUGAGGAACGAUUAAAGAGAGAUUGUAUUGACAGGCUAAGAAAGCGCUCACGAAACUACCCCACAGCAAAAUACAUAUGCAAGCUCUGUGAUGUCUUAGUUGAAUCCAUUGCAUCUGCUCAUAAGCACAUCAAAGAGAAGAGGCACAAGAAAAACAUAAAGGAAAAACAUGAAGAACAGCUGCUUACUACCUUGCCUCCACCAACACCCUCCCAGAUAAAAGCUAUUGGUGUUGCCAUUGACAAAGUGGUAGAGGAGUUUGGCUUAAAUAAUGAAGACUUAGAACAAAGACUUGAAAUAAAACAAACCAUGGAAAAACUGUUCCAUCAGAAGUUACCAGAUUGUUCUUUAAGAUUGUAUGGGUCAUCUUAUAGCAGAUUUGGUUUCAAAAAUUCGGACUUAAACAUUGAUGUUCAGUUUCCAGCCACUAUGACUCAACCAGAUGUGCUCUUACUUAUUCAAGAAUAUUUAAAGAACAGUGAAUCUUUCAUUGAUAUUGAUGCAGAUUUCCAUGCUAGGGUGCCAGUGGUGAUGUGCCGAGAAAAACAAAGUGGCCUCGUUUGUAAAGUGAGUGCAGGAAAUGAAAAUGCUUGUCUGACCACAAAUCAUUUAGCUGCUCUUGGAAAACUAGAACCUAAAUUGAUCCCUUUGGUAAUUGCAUUCAGGUACUGGGCAAAGCUUUGCUGUACAGAUCAUCCUGAAGAAGGGGGCUUACCACCCUAUGUAUUUGCCCUAAUGGCCAUUUUCUUUCUUCAACAAAGAAAAGAACCAGUUCUGCCCGUAUAUCUAGGAUCAUGGAUUGAAGGAUUCUCAUUGAACAAACUAGUAAAUUUUACCCUUAAAGAAGUUGAAAAUGAUUUGGUGGUUUGGGAACAGACUACUUCUACGAGAGAUGAUGAAUCAUCUAAGGAAACAUCUUUUAAAAGAGGAAAGGUUCCAUUGGUAUUUGACUUAGAAAACCAGUGUUCUGUACCAGUUGGGCAGCUUUGGGUGGAAUUGCUUCGUUUCUAUGCUUUAGAAUUUAAUUUGGGUGAUUUGGUCAUCAGUAUACGUGCCAAAGAAGCUAUAUCUCGUGAAGCAAAGGAUUGGCCCAAAAAGCGCAUUGCUGUGGAAGAUCCAUACUCCAUUAAGAGGAAUGUGGCAAGAACCUUAAACAGUCAACUGGUUUAUGAAUAUAUACUUCAUUGUUUAAGAGCAACAUAUAAGUAUUUCGCUAUCCCACACAAAAAAGCAACAAAGGCCACCCCCAAAAAGCCUUUGAAUAUAAAUGUCGAUGCACUUCAAACAUCCGAACACCUAAAAGAUGAUGUAAAAAAAGAUGACGUAAAGCAUGACCCUGAGGUACAAGAAAUAAAUAACAAAAUCAUGGUUAUGGGUGACUGUAUUGAUGCUACUGAUACAUUAGAAAACUUUCAGGCACAUCAGAGGAAUACUGUAAAGAUGUUUGAUGGUUUUGAAAGCCCAACAGAGGAAUUAGGAGAUGUUCAAGUUCGAAUCAACCAAGGAGACUUCGAUUGUAUCAUUGAAGAAGUAAUUUUUGAUGAUUCCGAGGAUUUCAAACCACACUAUGAGGAAACAGAAAGUGGAAAUGAUGAAGAUGAGGAGGAGGAGGAAGAACUUGACGUAAGACAAGACUGGGAGAAAAAUUUAACAACUAUGGAUCAAGAAUUAGAUGAUGACAGUGAAAAUGGAGAACUACUUGCCCAUAACAAUGACCUUGAUAUGGAGACUGACAGCAUUUCAGAUUUAGAGAGUUUCCAAAACAUUACAAUAACUGAAAGGGAUGACUUUGUUACUGUAGAUGACAAGGCUGACAUGGAUGAGGAAAGCACAGAAGGUACAGAUGAAUUAGAAGACUCAAACAAGGUUGGACAUUCAGUACAGGGCCAGACAUCAGAAAUCACUAAUUCAGAUGAUGAGGAAGAGGAUGAAGAAGCAGCCAGGCAUACCAUCAAUGAAAGAGAUAGUGUUACUGUACAAAACGAUUUGGACACAUACACUGGAUAUGGAGAUGAGGAUGCCCUCUCUGAAGAGGAUGGAUUAGUUGUUCCUGUUAAAUAUGAAGAUUUAAAAGAAGUUAGAAAAAAUUUAGAUGAACCCUUGCUAAUGCAAUUAAAUGAAAAGCAUCCUCUUAAGGAAGAAAAUGUAUGUGAGGAAGAUUCAACUGUAGAUCAUUUGGAUUUAUUCUAUGAAUUUAGUAAACCUGUCUUCACCAAGGGCAAGCCUCCUACUGUAGUAUGUAGUUUGUGCAAGCGAGAGGGCCAUCUAAAGAAGGAUUGCCCUGAAGACUUCAAAAAAAUAGAACUGGAUCCUUUGCCGCCAUUAACACCCAGAUUUUCAAAUAUCUUAGAUCAAGUUUGCAUCCAGUGUUACAAGGAUUUUUCUGCAACUGCUUUAGAAGAUCAGGCUCGUGAACAUAUUCGGCAAAACCUGGAAAAUUUCAUAAGACAAGAGUUUCCAGGCACCAAAUUGAGCUUAUUUGGUUCUUCCAAAAAUGGAUUUGGGUUCAAACAGAGUGACUUGGACAUCUGUAUGACAAUUGAUGGACUUGAAACUGCUGAGGGAUUAGAUUGCAUUAGAAUGAUUGAAGAACUAUCAAGAGUCCUCAAAAAACAUUCAGGGCUCAGAAAUGUCUUGCCCAUUACUACAGCAAAAGUACCAAUUGUCAAGUUCUUCCAUGUGAGAAGUGGUCUGGAAGUGGAUAUCAGUUUGUAUAACACAUUGGCCCUUCAUAAUACCAGGCUUUUAGCUGCUUAUUCCACCAUUGAUCUCAGAGUGAAAUAUUUGUGCUAUACUAUGAAGGUAUUUACAAAGAUGUGUGAUAUUGGCGAUGCAUCAAGAGGAAGCUUGUCAUCAUAUGCAUAUACUCUUAUGGUGCUCUACUUCCUACAACAAAGGAAUCCACCAAUUAUUCCUGUUCUUCAAGAGAUAUACGAAGAGGAGAAAAGACCUGAAAUAAUUGUCGAUGGUUGGAACACUUAUUUUUUUGAUCGAAUAAGUGAAUUGCCAGCCUUUUGGCCAGAACAUGGAAAAAAUACAGAGUCUGUUGGGGAGCUAUGGUUGGGACUUCUUCGAUUCUAUACAGAAGAAUUUGAUUUUAAAGAACAUGUUAUUUGUAUCAGGAGAAAAAGUCUGCUUACAACUUUCAAGAAGCAGUGGACCUCAAAAUACAUUGUUAUUGAAGAUCCCUUUGAUUUGAAUCAUAAUCUUGGUGCUGGAUUAUCAAGAAAAAUGACAAAUUUUAUAAUGAAGGCUUUUAUCAAUGGUAGAAGAGUGUUUGGUAUCCCAGUAAAAGGAUUCCCUAAAGAAUAUCCUUCAAAAAUGGAAUAUUUUUUUGAUCCAGAAGUAUUAACAGAAGGAGAAUUGGCACCAAAUGACAGAUGUUGCAGAAUUUGUGGUAAAAUUGGACACUUUAUGAAAGACUGUCCCAUGCGGAGAAAAGUGAGGCGCCGGCACGAUCAUGAAGAUAUUAAAAACCAAAGAUACCCUGAAAACAACGAAAAAAGAAACAAAGAAGACAAAGAAAUUCAAAAUAAGAACACAGAAAGAGAGAUGUUGGUAAAAGAGGGAAAGUUACAGUGUACACCUCAGAAAAUCAAACAAGCAAGAGGGGUAGUACUGGAAAUGGGAAGAGACAAAAUUUCUAGGCAAUCUUUAGAAAAAUGGAAGCGACAAGAUGACAAAGACUUAAGAGAAAAACGUUGUUUUAUUUGUGGAAGAGAAGGACAUAUUAAAAAAGAUUGCCCACAGUAUAAAGGAGCUACAGGUAUGUCUAAAUCGGAUGGUGUGUUUGGGUCUUCUUCCCCUGGUCCCUUGAAACAAACCGGCAAACUCAGUCAGGCAAUUCAUUUACAUGAAGAAAAAAAGAAACAAAAAGCAAAAAUAUUUUUGAGUCCCCAAUCAGGCAGCCUUUCCAGUAAAUACAUGACUCAGGGAAAAGCCUCACAGAAGAGGACCCAACAAGACUCUGAGGGAAUAGAGCACCAUUAAUGGCAUUUACAUGCACUCUGAAAAUGAGGCUAUUAUAGCUAAAGCAGCUUGGGUGUACAGGACAUGGCAGCACAUAUCAGGCUUCAACUUAACAUUUAAGAGAAAUGGCAGUUGGUUUUUCUUGGUUUUUAUUUAAUGAAAUUGCUAAUUUUUUUAAAGAAACUUUUAAUAUUGUCCACCUGCCACAGGCACCUGCUCUCACUAAAUUUGAGCAAUUUAAUUGAAAUCCAUUUUGUUUGUCUUUGGUAACUAGAUUUAAAAAAUGUGUAGUUAGGGCCUAGUAUGUAAUAAAUACACUUCCCAUGGUUUUUAAUCCUUUCAAAACAUACUAAAAAUAUGGUGUAGAAAUUAGCCCUACUCCCUCCCCCAAAAAUGUAGUUUUUGUUUUGAAAAGGGAAAAUGAUAUUUAUUGUUGUUUACUGAAUCCUUGUGUAAAAGUGUUUCAUACACUGUGUCUCAAAAAUAAUUUAAAAGACAUCUGUAGAAAAUUUGAUAACAUGGACAUUAGUAAACUUUUAUGUAAAAUUUCCAUGGACAAGGAGUGCCAUUGAGUUUUGGUUUUUCUUUUGUUUUCCCCUUCUCUUUAAAUAUGAGUUGACAUACUUGCUGCAUUUAUGUAAAAAUGGAGAUGUGAAACAAGUUGUCCUGUUUGAUGCUGCUAAAAAUAUACUUCUACUAUCUGUAAAACAUGUCAGAGAAAUAUGUUCUUUCACUGUGGAUUUCUAAUGCUGUACAAAUUGAAGAGGCCAUACCUGCCAGUCAAGAUCUCAGUAUCAUCUUGGGCUGUUUAAAGACCUUCAGAGAUAAAAUCUUUAACAUCAGAAGUCACUGAAAAAUAAUAUGUCUAGUAAAUGGUCUGAACUAUGCUUCCAUUAUUUAUGACUUUGAAAUAAAAAGCAAAUUUUCAAUCUUUA